Kwoniella shivajii is the source of this 1284-nucleotide messenger RNA. RefSeq lists its product as uncharacterized. Bases 1 to 1284 code for a protein of 427 amino acids. Gene Ontology annotation, biological process: L-leucine catabolic process. Gene Ontology annotation, molecular function: flavin adenine dinucleotide binding; 3-methylbutanoyl-CoA dehydrogenase activity. The transcript has 14 exons. Lineage: Eukaryota; Fungi; Basidiomycota; Tremellomycetes; Tremellales; Cryptococcaceae. The record is from RefSeq and is a predicted model, not a curated record.
AUGAUACGGACAGGCUCUAGAUCAGUCAUAAUCCAUUAUGCUUCUCACUUGCGAAUCGAUGUCAAUCACUUUCGAUGGGCCAGACAGUAUUCAUCCUACAAUGUAGCUGUGGCUGGAUUGACAGAGUCCCAAGAAGAGUUCAGAAAUGUGGUUCACGAUUUCGCUCAAAAGGAGAUCGCUCCUCGAGCUGAGGAGAUCGACAGAACGAACAAUCUACCCAAUGAUAUAUUUCCUAAACUUGGCGAAAUGGGAUUACUGGGUGUAACAGUACCUGAGAAAUGGGGUGGAUUGGGAUUGGGUUAUUUGGAACAUACGAUAGCGAUGGAGGAGCUCAGCAGAGCUUCUGCUAGUAUCGGUUUGAGUUACGGAGCACACUCUAAUUUACUGGUUAAUCAGCUUGUGCGAUGGGGAACCGACGCGCAAAAAGAGAAAUAUCUCCCACCACUUUUGACUGGAGAACACAUCGGUUCCUUAGCAAUGUCCGAGCCUAACGCAGGAUCAGAUGUAGUAUCGAUGAGGACGAAAGCUGAAUUGUCAGAUGGGAAAUGGGUCUUGAAUGGUUCGAAAUGCUGGAUCACAAACGCACCUGUCUCAUCGACGUUUCUCAUUUACGCAAAAUCAGAUACUGCCGUAGCGCCAAGUAAAGGUAUGACUGCUUUUUUGGUGGAGAGAGGUUUUAGAGGAUUUGAAGUAGGGGAAAAAUUAGAUAAGUUUGGUAUGAGAGGUUCACCUACUGCCGAACUGUUCUUCGACAAUGUCGAGAUACCUGAAGAGAACGUGCUUGGGAAAGUGGGAAAAGGAGCUUCUGUCUUGAUGUCAGGCUUGGAUCUUGAAAGACUAGUACUCAGUGGAGGCCCAUUAGGCAUCAUGCAGGCUGCUCUGGAUCUCGCUCUAGACUACACUCACGAGAGAUCACAAUUUGGUAAGAAAAUAGGCACCUUCCAAUUGAUGCAAGGGAAAUUAGCCGAUAUGUAUACCAAGCUUAGCGCUUCUCGGGCAUACGUCUAUGCAGUAGCGAGAGCUUGUGAUGCUGGAAAGGUGUCGCGGCAGGAUUGUGCAGGUGCUAUUUUGUACUCGUCGGAUAGGGCGGUGGAAGUAGCUUUACAGGCUCAACAGUGUUUGGGAGGUAAUGGGUAUAUCAAUGAUUACGCUGCCGGCCGCUUACUUCGGGACUCUCGUUUGUAUACGGUCGGAGCGGGUACACAGGAAAUUAGGAGGAUGUUGAUUGGUAGAGGAUUCAAUGAGGUCUACGAGGAAGCAGAAGGGAAAGGUAUCGCUCAAUAG